Molecule: messenger RNA, 4309 nt
Organism: Manihot esculenta (cassava)
Lineage: Eukaryota; Viridiplantae; Streptophyta; Magnoliopsida; Malpighiales; Euphorbiaceae
Product: probable sulfate transporter 3.4
Exons: 13
Coding region: 155-2125 (656 amino acids)
Biological process (GO): transmembrane transport
Cellular component (GO): membrane
Molecular function (GO): secondary active sulfate transmembrane transporter activity
Source: RefSeq, a predicted model, not a curated record
CCCACAACACAAUGCAGACAACUGUUCAAGUAACUGCCAUCUUCACACAUGCUCUCCUUCUGUCUCUACGUUUUCUCUAUAAAUUCAAAUCCAGCCUAAUGUUUUUCUUCAGUAAGUUCUGUUUUCACUUCUCCUUUUUGCUUUGGUUUAAAAAAUGGGUGUCAAUUCUCAUAGAGUAGAAGACUUCUCUUGCCAUGAAACCUCUCUCAGAAUCACCACUGAAGCAGUAAUGCCGCCCAUGGAGAUACACAGUGUCUGCCUGCCACCCCAACAAACCACCCUCCAGAAACUGAAACUAAGACUUGGUGAGAUCUUCUUCCCUGAUGAUCCUCUCUACAGAUUCAAGAAUCAAACUUUGCGCAAGAAACUUCUUCUGGGUCUUCAAUUCUUGUUCCCUAUCUUCCAAUGGGGUCCUCAGUAUAGUUUAAGGCUCUUCAGGUCUGAUAUCAUCUCUGGUCUCACCAUUGCCAGCCUUGCCAUCCCACAGGGAAUCAGUUAUGCAAAACUCGCAAACUUGCCACCUAUAGUUGGGCUAUAUUCAAGCUUUGUGCCCCCAUUGAUAUACUCUAUCCUUGGAAGUUCAAGACACCUUGGUGUUGGUCCAGUCUCUAUAGCAUCAUUGGUGAUGGGUUCCAUGCUAAGUGAGGCAGUUUCGCCUACUGAAGACCAAAUUCUUUAUCUAAAAUUGGCCUUCACUGCUACCUUCUUUGCUGGUGUGUUUCAGGCUUCUCUAGGUCUUCUAAGGUUAGGUUUUGUUAUUGACUUUCUAUCAAAGGCAACUCUUGUUGGGUUUAUGGCUGGGGCAGCCAUUAUUGUUUCACUGCAACAGCUGAAAGGGUUGCUUGGAAUUGUUCACUUCACUAGCAAGAUGCAGUUUGUUCCUGUGAUGUCCUCUGUUUUCAACAACAGGGACGAGUGGUCCUGGCAAACCAUUGUUAUUGGCUUCAGUUUCCUAGUAUUUCUAUUGACAACAAGGCAUAUUAGCAUGAAGAAUCCAAAACUUUUCUGGGUUUCAGCAGCAGCACCAUUAACAUCAGUGAUCAUCUCCACCCUUUUAGUUUUCUGCCUUAAAUCAAAGAUUCAUCAAGUCUCAAUUAUUGGUCAUUUGCCUAAAGGCUUGAAUCCACCCUCAGCAAAUAUGCUAUAUUUUAAUGGUUCCUAUCUAGAAGUUGCCAUCAAAACUGGCAUUGUAACUGGAAUCCUAUCUCUCACAGAAGGAAUUGCUGUGGGAAGAACAUUUGCUGCACUAAAGAACUACCAAGUAGAUGGUAACAAAGAAAUGAUGGCUAUUGGUUUCAUGAACAUUGCUGGUUCUUGUUCUUCAUGCUAUGUUACAACAGGAUCAUUUUCUCGAUCUGCUGUCAACUACAAUGCUGGAGCACAGACUGCAGUCUCAAACAUAGUAAUGGCUUCAGCCGUGCUUGUGACUCUGCUGUUUCUCAUGCCUCUCUUUUACUACACCCCCAAUGUAAUCUUGGCAGCCAUCAUCAUAACAGCUGUGAUCGGACUAAUUGAUUACCAGGCUGCAUAUCAAUUGUGGAAAGUCGACAAGCUUGAUUUCUUGGCUUGUUUAUCCUCCUUCUUUGGGGUCCUCUUCAUUUCAGUGCCUUUGGGUCUUGCCAUAGCGGUCGGUGUUUCAGUAUUCAAAAUUCUACUCCAUGUUACCAGGCCAAACACCGUAGUUAUGGGAAACAUACCAGGAACUCAUAUAUACCAGAGCCUCAGCAGAUACAGAGAAGCUCUAAGAGUUCCUUCAUUCCUAAUACUGGCUGUCGAAUCCCCAAUCUACUUCGCAAACUCUACUUACCUCCAAGAAAGGAUACUAAGAUGGGUUCGCGAGGAAGAAGAGAUGAUAAAAGCAAAUAAUGGAAAUGCACUUAAAUGCAUAAUCUUAGACAUGACAGCUGUUACAGCUAUAGACACGAGCGGUAUCGAGUUAGUAUGUGAACUCAGGAAGAUAAUGGAGAAAAGAUCUCUUCAGCUUGUGCUGGCAAAUCCUGUUGGAAGUGUAAUGGAAAAGCUGCACCAAUCUAAAGUAUUAGAGUCAUUUGGAUUAAAUGGACUUUAUCUUACAGUCGGAGAAGCCAUAGCUGAUAUUUCGGCCGUGUGGAAGUCUCAGCCAUGAGUUUUUUCAGAGAAUAGGACAGUGGACAGAUGUGAAAAAUUACUCUCAGAAUAUGGCAGGAUAGAUAGGGAGAGCUCUCUAGUCAAUAGAGGACUUUCUCUUUAACUGUUUGAGGAAGCAAGGCAAUGGAAAAUGUUGCCUGCCUUUUUUUUUUGGAAAAGAAAAUGAGAAUAGAUGAAAAAUAUGCACUUUUGAGAAAAUGAUUUUGAAGUUCUUAACUAGCUUAAAAAAACACAUAAAUUAAAUUUUUAUUGAGUCGAUUAUCGAAUAACUUACAAACAGUUUAAUUCAUUUACUAUUCGAAUUACACAAUAUAUCUGCAUCAAACCUCUCAUACUCUUACAUCACUCAAAAGUGACUUGAGUUUGAAUCUGUUUAUUGCCAAAUUUUCAUAUUUGGUAUUUCUAAGUUGUGAUGCUAUGAGCCAUAAACUCUGGGGUACUUGUGAAGUUGUGCUAUUCCUCCUCCUCAUUAACUGCGUAUGUGUGUAUAUAUUUGCUCAUGUAGGAUUGUUUUAUAAUACAUGCAUUAUCUAUUUCUAGAUAUAUUUUCUCUUACAGGCGGCAUUUUGAUUCUUACAAUUUGUGCAACAAAAGAGUAUUCAUUGCAUAUGCCCUGCACAGUGCAUAAUUUUAAUGACCGAAGCAUCUUAUAUACUGCUAACCCAGUUUAUCAUUUUAAAAAAAAAAAAAUUUAUUGUACUCCCUAUUUACCUUUAGUGACUUAUAAAAUACUAUAUAGUCCAUAAACACUCCAAAUCCAUAUCAAUUGCUCACUUAUUGAAUACUCCUUAUUCUCCAUACUCAGACCCGAUUCUUUCAUACACACCAACAUAUAUUGAUCUCAAAUUUCCUUUCAUAGACACCACAUAUAUUGAUCUCAAUUUUUUUUCUUUUUUGUGGAUCUUACUGUUAUCAACAUUUACUUGUAGAGUGUGCACAAAGAUGGAAUAGUUGAGCUUACAAGAUGCUAUAGGAAAAAUGCAAACUUCAAAGGUGAAGCUAUCUGAAUUAUCAUUUUCGACUGUCCCUUUAACACGGAUUAAAGAACCAAGUACUGCUCAAAGUGAUUGUGUUGGGUCUUCAAUUUUCUUGUAUCUUGCAAAUGCAAUUACCCGUUGAAAUCUUUAAUGCGGGAACAUGAUGUUCUCAGGGGUUCCACAGAAUAAAUCUAAAUUUCCGCUUUUUAUGGGCAAAACCAUUGUUUUCCAAGAAUAAAUUGCAAGCAAGAGAUUUGAUACAUAUACUUUCAUUUCCAGACUUCCAAAAUUAAUCACUCUAGUUUAUCUUUUUUUUUUAAUUGUACUUGCACGCUCUUUAAAAAGCUUAAACAUAUCGUUUAUGAAAUAUAAAGAUUAAAAUGAUUAAUUUUGAAACAAUGAGGCAUUUGUUAGGGGAAACCUAAGAGACUUUCGUUAAUUUAUUAACUAUAAUUUCUGCUUCUUGCUUACCAUGUUGAAUAGCUGAAAAACAAACCAAUUAUAAAGAUCGAUCAAAUCAAUGUUAGUUUACCAGCUUCAAAAGAAGUUAAGGACACGAGGAUAUUUCCCAAGUUCAUGGAAACUCAUCCAAAUUCAUAUUAAAGUAAGGAGGCACUAAACCAGAAAAUAAUAUCAGAAUAACAACAAGCAUCUUCACCAGAAACCUGGCAAUUGUACACUGAAAGUUUCCUGACACAACGCAUACCUAUUCUCAAAUGCUCCAUCGCCCCAUCAUUAUGAACCAUCUCCAUUUUCUGUGGCCAUUCCGUAUCAUUCUGUUCAGCACAGCCAAUAGAAUUUGUAGACUAAAACUAUUCAUCCCAUCACAGUUUGAAUUUCAUAUUUCAUAAGCUUCAUCCAGGAGGUCCUUCAAACCUUUCCACAAGCAAAAGGUACAUGCCCGAACAAAGUUUGUUCUUCCCUAUCUUGUUUCCUUAUCAAUCAAACAUCUGCAUGGAAAUAUUCUAUGAUUAGAAACAUCGUUCCUUUUAUAAAAGAAACUGAAACUCAUAAAAUUGACCAUUGGCCUAGUAGUUCAUUGUCCACCCCUCAAGCCUAAGUGCUCCAGAGAAUUAAGAUUCUAUUAUCAAACGCUUUCAAAUGGUUUGUCAUCCUAGUAGCUUUUAAUAAAAUGGCUUGAGUGAGGGAAGACAAUCCCACAACAUGUAUCCCAAAGCCCAAUGAGCCCUCCCAAUAAACAAAUU